AUUGCUGUCAAGCUGUCAAGUUGUCAGCAGUCCUAGCGGGUUUUGAUGGAUGUUGGUGCAAGUAAAUUUGAUUUUUUAUGAGUAAACAUGAAGAUGUACUAAAACUCAAUGAGGCAGUCAUCAAGUUUUAGUUAUAAAUAGCGGAAUGCUGGGGUAUAGUGUGUAUAAAUCGUUUAAAAACUGGUACAUGGGAUGAAUGAAGAAGAUCUCAUAAAAAGAUCUGCCGAAGAGCGAGAAAAAAUUUUUAAACGUUAUGAACAAGGGCGGGAGGGAGCAGAAAUUGAUCCUUGGGAGGACCCUGGGUUUGAGGUCUACCAUGCCACAGAUAGAUAUGGUUUUAUCCAUGAUAAACGAUUACCAUCCAAAGUGGACCCGCAGGAAGCAAAGAAGUUGCAAAUUGAAGUAGAACGUCAAAAGAAAUGGAUCAAAAUGUUGAAGAAUUGGGAAAGCUCGGCUGUUAAAGAAAAACUACAUUCUAGAGUAUAUAAGGGCAUUCCAAAUUCUUUAAGACCUGAAGCUUGGUGUAAAUUGUUGCAAGUAGAGAAAAUAAAAAGCGAAAACAAAGAUGUGUAUACUGAAAUGAUGCGAUUAGCUAGGAAGUAUUCAACUGAUGCUAGACAAAUAGAUUCUGAUGUAAAUAGACAGUUUAGAGAACAUUUAUAUUAUCGAGAAAGAUAUAGUAUCAAACAACAAUCUCUGUUUAAAGUUCUAACUGCGUAUGCUAUAUAUAACUCAGAAGUUGGAUAUUGUCAAGGUAUGUCUGGACUAGCUGGGGUGCUUCUUAUGUAUAUGAAUGAAGAAGAUGCUUUUUGGGCAGUGCAUAUUUUAUUGAGUAAUCCGAAAUAUGCAAUGCAUGGACUUUAUAAAGAAGGUUUUCCCAAGUUAACAAGAUUUCUGGCACAUCACGAUCGUAUACUAACAAAGUUAUUACCUAAGGUUAAAAAACACUUUGAUAAACACGGACUAGAUGCUAUUUUGUACUCAUUGAAGUGGUUUUUUGUGUGCUUCAUUGAAAGGGUGCCAUUCAAUCUGUGCCUGCGCAUAUGGGAUAUAUAUUUAUUAGACGGAGAACGAGUUGUUACUGCUAUGGCCUACACAAUACUCAAAUUACAUAAAAGAUCAUUAUUAAAACUCAACGAUAUGGACUCAAUUGUUCAUUACAUUCAAGUUAAAUUGUACAAAGAUUUUGUAUACGAUGAGGACACAGUCGUACGUCACUUGGAGCAAUCAAUGGACGAGCUAAAGAGGCAUAAGUUAGAUCUGCCUGGUCCCCCCACAAAAGAAGAAUUACCGAGCAGACCGUUUGGGCUCUUCAAAGAGCCCACAUUUGAGGAAAUCGUCGGUAUAAGGAAGGAAACGUUUACGGAAAAAGAGAAAAAGACGAACGAGAUUAUAACUCUGACCAGUGAGGCUGCGAAGGAAGCUGUCGAAAGAGAUAGGGAGUGCCAGUUGUCUGUCGGUGACUCGGUCGGAUUCACAGGUUCAAAAUUUUCUUUUGAUCCCAGCAUCGACGACGCCAGUUCCCUCCUCGAAUGCGAACACACGGGUUCAAGACGUUCCCUAGCAGACACCAGCGUAACGUCAACUGCGGACCUUUCGGUAUUCUCCACGAUUACCCGAUCGCAGGCGCACGAAAACAGCCUGGAUACACACAGUAACAUGUCUGACAACUCUGUGGGAGGCGCCAGCUCCGUAGGCUCUGGCAUAGGUGCUACUAGCAGCCUCCAAAGAGCGGUAAGUAGUCACUCUACGCCUAGAGCUACACCACACAAUCCUAGUCCCGAUAUUCUGAGAAUAUAUGUACCGUAUUCACCUUUAGAUACGCCAAUUGCUAGUCCUCAUAACGGCGACAUACAGAAAGUGCCGUGUUCUUUUCUGGACACAAAUAAAAUUCGUAUUAGGAUAGAUAAUGAUGAACUACCAACUCCUCUUGUAGAACAUGGACAAAUAAAAAAUUUUAGAAUAGAUAGCCCUGUUGAUCUAAAUUGAUAAAAUAACUGUAAAUGUUCAGAUUCAUCUAUUUGUAUCAAGUUGUUGUUCUUAAUUGGGUUGUCCAGAUAAAUAUCCAAUAUAUUUUCACCGUUUUCCUAUAAUUUGAACGAUUAGGUAGAUUUAUUAUAAAAAACAAUUUUACUUGUUUUAUUUGUCUUAAUUGUCAAGAGAAAAGUUCUAUAUAGCAGUAUGUUUACUCGUAAUGAAUAGUAUUUAUUAGAAAUGAUAUUUUUUUUAUUUAUUAUAUUGUACAUAGCCUGUUUAUUUUAUCUUUAAAUGGUACAAUUUAUGUGGGAUUCAUACUACUUUAUUCUACUAAUACUAUUAAGUUUUGGGGCCUAAGUUGUGGGAAAAUCCAAGUAUUUAAAGUAUUAUUUUAGCAUGAGCAAAGGGAUUUUCAAUAGUUUUAUAUAAUUCGUAAAAGAUAUAGUAUUUUUUCUAAAUAUAUAAAAUAUGUUCUAUAACAGAUUUCUUGUCAUAAAUCUUGCCUGCUUUAAAAAUGUAUCUAUUUUCAAACAAUUUUCUUGCGAAUAAAAUUAUUUUCAAAAAUAAGUAGUUUUUACAAAAAAUUCAAAAUCCAUAGAUUUUAUUUAAAAAAAACACUUACUUCACUCCCCUGUGUCUUGCUGUAAUAUAUAUUUUAUGAGAAAAGCUGUUCCUGUAUAAAACACAGACUGUUCAAAUUUUGCUUAUACAGGGUGUCCCACCGGGAAAUCUGUCGAUCGAUAUCUAGGAAACUACUG
Anoplophora glabripennis (Asian longhorned beetle) is the source of this 2735-nucleotide messenger RNA. It is a transcript of the gene RN-tre, whose product is annotated as USP6 N-terminal-like protein. The transcript has 5 exons. The record is from RefSeq and is a predicted model, not a curated record. The coding region runs from base 193 to 1989 and encodes 598 amino acids. NCBI's taxonomy places the organism in Eukaryota, Metazoa, Arthropoda, Insecta, Coleoptera, Cerambycidae.